Messenger RNA from Paramacrobiotus metropolitanus, 965 nucleotides. RefSeq names its product probable hydrolase YcaC. NCBI's taxonomy places the organism in Eukaryota, Metazoa, Tardigrada, Eutardigrada, Parachela, Macrobiotidae. The record is from RefSeq and is a predicted model, not a curated record. The transcript has 2 exons. Bases 56 to 814 code for a protein of 252 amino acids.
UAUUAGGGUAUAACUUGUUUUGGUAGCCUGUGUAAUUGCAGCCACAUCAGGAACAAUGUCGUGGCUAGUGAGUUUCGUAUCUAUGAUAACGACCUUCCUUUUGUAUACUGGACUCACUUCCGGUCAGGGUUAUGGAGGUUAUGGAUCAAGUUUCGCACAAAGCUGCUCCACCGCAUGUUCCGUUUCGUAUCCACCCGUUAACGCUUCGGACUGCUUUAUGUUACUAAUUGAUUACCAGUCCGGCACCUUAUAUUUUGUUCGUAAUGUUCCUCGCGCACAGGUAUUAGGUAACAUGAAAUACUUGGCUCUGCUCGCCAAAAUACUUAACAUACCAACGGUCAUGACCACCAGUUUGGAAGACCAAUUCGACGGACCCGUUGUGACUGAUCUGCAGCAGAUUUUGCCGGACUCUUACGCCAGUCGUAUUCCCCGCCAUGGCACCAUCAACCCUUGGGAGGAACCGGCUUUUAAAGCGGCCGCCAUUAAAGCAGCUGGUGGACGAAAGACGGCCAUCAUUGCCGGUCUGACCAACGAUGUCUGCGUGGUUAACCCGGCCAUCUCCAUUAAACAGGACGGGUUUAACGUGAUAGCAGUGCAGGAUGCCAGUGGUAGUCCCAACGCGCAGGCGGAUGAGAAUGCCCGACGCCGGUGGGAGAUGGCCGGUGUCCGCACGUUCACGACAACGGCGCUACUGACGGAGAUGGCUCAUGACUGGAAUAACCCCGAUGGUGCGAAAGUGCUGCAGCAGCUGGUCAUUGACCAGUAUCUUCCCUCGUUUAAUACAACUUAUCCUUUUCAAGCUGGCAUUAAUUGAUAAGUGAUGGUUUGUUCAGUCAUUAAUUUAUGAAGUUAAUGUGGAAAUUAUCCGUUUUAGUUGCGCAAAUAUUAUGAUAGCUGAUGUGAGGAUACACGUCAUACUUUUUUUGUAGUAAAAUUGCUUAAUUGCAUAAACAAAAGUUUGUAUU